CGGAUCCCUGGGUUGGUCUGGCUGGGCCCGUUGACGUCACCACCAAGUUUGCUGUCCUUCGCGUCCCACGUGUGGCGGUAGCGGCCAAGGAGGCUGCGGGGAGCGUCUAGGAGCACAGUGGCAGUGGCCGAUGACAGGUCCCGAGCAGAGGGUCCACUCCAGGCGGCUCCCAGCUGGGGCCCCAGAGGAGUGGGUAGACUUCCGGAGCGCCCCAAGAGGCCAGAAGGCUGGAGUUCCACUCAGAAAGAGGGACUACGGGGGACCUUGGUCUGUGCUGAGAGGAUUUGAGCCAGGACUCCUUCCGAGCGCGCUCCUGGGAGGGCCAGGACAGCAGAGAAGCCAGCAGCUGGGAAAAGGGUCACUCGCUUUGUCCGGAGCGCACACAGCUCUGCGGUCCGGGAGCCCCGCGUCCCCUCCACAGGGACCGAGCCAAGGAUGCACGGUCGCUGAGCCGAGAUCCGCACCGAGUGGCCGCUCAGGACCCUGCUGAGCCCAGCGCCUUCGCCACCACCGCCGCAGAGACUGCCUUGCCCUGCGACUCGUGGGGGCCCAGGGGCGCCGAGCUCUGCUCAGCUAGGCUCAGGACGGACUCGGGCGCACUUCAGACCCGAGACGAUGGUUUCUUAAGCACGGCCCCCGAACCCUUUCCUGUCCCUUCGUCCGGAGCCCGGGACCCCGAGAAGGGCUCGCGGCUUCUGGUCCCUGCUCCAGCUCUGGCAGCCUCCCCGCGGGGCAGCUCUCCCGCACGCAGGGGCGCUCCGGCGAUGUGGCCGCAGGGCAGGGCGCGGGAUGGCAGGGCUCCCUGCGCAGUCCCGGCCUAGCAUGGCCCGCGCGUCGCCAGUCGCCUCCGGCUAGGAUGGCCCCCUCGGGCCCCGCCGGCGCCCAGCCCAGCCCGGCUGAGCCACUGUCGCGCAGCAUCUUCAGGAAGUUCUUGCUGAUGCUCUGCUCGCUACUCACUUCCCUCUACGUCUUCUACUGCCUGGCUGAGCGCUGCCAGCCCGGAUCAGGCCCCGUCGCGGGGGUCCCGGGGCGCGGCGUCCCUGCAGGACCGAGGGAGCUGGCGGCGUGGCCCGCGGGGGCGCAAAGGAAGCGCCUCCUGCAGCUGCGGCAGCGGCGGAGGCGCGGGCGGUCCGGGCCAGGCGACGGCGGCGACCAGGACGAGCAGAGCCCCGGCCUGGCCGCGGCUCCAGGAGGCUCCGGGGCGGGAAGCAGCGUGGUGGAGGCCCAGUCGGGGACCCUGGCCCUUCUCUUGGACGAGGGCAGCAAGCAGCUGCCGCAGGCCAUCAUCAUCGGCGUGAAGAAGGGCGGCACGAGGGCGCUGCUGGAGUUCCUGCGCGUGCACCCCGACGUGCGCGCCGUGGGUGCCGAGCCCCACUUCUUCGACCGCAGCUACCACAAGGGUCUCGCCUGGUACCGGGACCUGAUGCCCAGAACCCUGGAGGGACAGAUCACCAUGGAGAAGACGCCCAGCUACUUCGUGACCCGGGAGGCACCCGCGCGCAUCUCGGCCAUGUCCAAGGACACCAAGCUCAUCGUGGUGGUGCGCGACCCGGUGACCAGGGCCAUCUCGGACUACACGCAGACGCUGUCCAAGCGGCCGGACAUCCCCAGCUUCGAGAGCCUGACUUUCCGCAACCGCAGCGCGGGCCUCAUCGACACAUCCUGGAGCGCCAUCCAGAUCGGCCUGUACGCCAAGCACCUGGAGCCCUGGCUGCGCCACUUCCCGCUCGGCCAGAUGCUCUUCGUGAGCGGGGAGCGGCUGGUCAGCGACCCGGCCGGGGAGCUGCGCCGCGUGCAGGAUUUCCUGGGCCUCAAGCGCAUCAUCACCGACAAGCACUUCUACUUCAACCAGACCAAGGGCUUCCCUUGCCUCAAGAAGGCGGAGGGCAGCGGCAAGCCGCACUGCCUGGGCAAGACCAAGGGACGUGCGCACCCCGCCAUCGCGCGCGAGGUGCUGCGGCAGCUGCGUGACUUUUACCGGCCCUUCAACCGCAAGUUCUACCAGAUGACCGGCCGCGACUUCGGCUGGGAUGGAUAGCAGAUAUAAUUUUAAAAGAAAAAAAUAUCAAAAUAUAAUAUAUUUUUUUA
This is a messenger RNA of Onychomys torridus (southern grasshopper mouse), 2088 nucleotides long. RefSeq names its product heparan sulfate-glucosamine 3-sulfotransferase 3A1 (gene Hs3st3a1). Gene Ontology annotation, molecular function: [heparan sulfate]-glucosamine 3-sulfotransferase activity. The record is from RefSeq and is a predicted model, not a curated record. The transcript is spliced from 2 exons. The coding region runs from base 857 to 2038 and encodes 393 amino acids. Lineage: Eukaryota; Metazoa; Chordata; Mammalia; Rodentia; Cricetidae.